GAAGACGCACUGCAAUUAGAGAAGAAGAAGAAGAAGAAGAGGAAGAAGAGGGAUCUCUAUCCCAUUGUAUCUCAUAUAGCAAAAACAAAAAGUCUAAGAAUUUCGAAGAAAAAAUUAUUGUGUUUCUUGAUUUGAUUGAAAAUGGCGGCGAUGCAACUAACAAGAACUGCUCUCUUUGGCCUCUCAAAGGCUUUCCCUGGAAUCAAAACUCCGGCAACUCUAGCUGCUUCUACUAGGAAAAUCUCUCGCGUCUGCUUCGCCUCCUCCGUUAGCCAUUCCGAGGGGAGAGAUCCGCUAGAUGGCGCUAGAGAUUCGAGGGCUGAUUCAGCUUACGGUUCAAAGAAAUGGAGGGAGGAUACUGGAGAAAACUAUGCCCAAGCGGCUAAAGACAAGGCUAACGAAGGAGCGAGCAAAGCUGCAGAUAAAGCCUACGAGACAAAAGAGCAAGCAAAGGAUAAAGCCUACGAAACAAAAGAGCAAGCAAAGGACACAGCUUACAACGCAAAAGAGACGGCUAAGGAUUAUGCGGAACGGACUAAAGACAAGGUGAACGAAGGUGCGUCUAAGGCAGCGGAUAAAGCUGAAGAUACAAAAGAAAGAGCUAAGGAUUAUGCUGAGGAUACAAUGGACGACGCAAAAGCGAAAGCUCGAGAUGCGAAAGAGAAGGUCAAAGAGUAUGGAGAAGAUACUAAGGAGAAGGCAGAAGGGAUUAAGGAGACUGUGAAGGGUAAAGCUGAGGAGCUUGGAGAGAAAACGAAGGAGACUGUGAAAGGAGCUUGGGAGAGUACCAAAAAUGCUGCUCAAACCGUGACUGAAGCUGUGGUUGGGCCGGAAGAUGAUGCGGAGAAGGCACGGGCUGAUAUCGAUAAAAGCGUGGAAGAUCAUACCAAGUCGAAAUGGAAGAAACAAGAGGAGAAAGAUCGGAAAGAGGAUGAUUUCAUAACAUUUAACUAAUGAGGAAGACAUAUCUUUGUGUUGCUCUGUUUUCGGUUUAUUCUCUGUUUUCAAACUAAACUUGGUCUCAUGUAUGUGACAAUGUGAGAUACAUUAGUAUAUAACUAAAUAAGACAAGGGAAUCUAUACUUUGUGUUCUGUUUUCAGUU
Messenger RNA from Camelina sativa (false flax), 1103 nucleotides. RefSeq lists its product as uncharacterized. The record is from RefSeq and is a predicted model, not a curated record. NCBI's taxonomy places the organism in Eukaryota, Viridiplantae, Streptophyta, Magnoliopsida, Brassicales, Brassicaceae.